Molecule: messenger RNA, 222 nt
Organism: Letharia columbiana
Lineage: Eukaryota; Fungi; Ascomycota; Lecanoromycetes; Lecanorales; Parmeliaceae
Exons: 2
Coding region: 1-222 (73 amino acids)
Source: RefSeq, a predicted model, not a curated record
AUGUAUACUCGAACCCAAUCAUAUAAAAAGUUGAAGGAAAAGGAGGAGGAGAAGAAGAAGAAGAAGGAGGAGAAGAAGAAGAAGGAGAAGGAGAAGAAGAAGAAGAAGGAGAAGAAGAAGAAGAAGAAGAAGGAGAAGGAGAAGGAGCUCCAAGUCGCCACGCUUGGGUUGGUGGGUGGGACUGGGGAUUUUUACGGGUCGCUGUACCCUACGCGUGACUGA